AUGGUCCCGGGCAGGCAGCCGGACCCCGCGGGCGCCCUGCCCCGACCCCCGGCCCCUCCGGGACCCGCCCCGAGCCGCCCCCCGCCGCCGCUCCUGCUCCUCCUGCUGCUGCCGCCCCUGCUGCUGCCCCCGCUGCGGCCCCCCGCGGCCCAGGCCAUCGUGCCCAGAGUCAGCCUAAGCUUCGGGUCCACGGAGCGGACGGUCAACUGGUUCCAAGCCCCCGGGGUCUCCAACUAUACGGCCCUGCUGCUGAGCCAGGAUGGGGAGACGCUGUUUGUGGGGGCCCGGGAGGCCCUGUUCGCCCUCAGCCAGAGUGGCAGCUUCCGGCCGGGGGGGCCGCACCGCCAGCUGGUGUGGGGCGCGGACCCCGAGAAGAAACGGCAGUGCGCCUUCAAAGGGAAAGAUCCCCAGCGUGAUUGCCACAACUACAUCAAGAUCCUCCUGCCUCUCAACAGCAGCCACCUGUACACCUGCGGCACAGCCGCCUUCAGCCCCGCCUGCGCCUACGUGAACCUGCAGAACUUCAGCCUGGAGCAGGACGGAAAGGGGCAAGUGUUGCUGGAGGACGGGAAAGGACGUUGCCCCUUUGAUCCCGAGUACAAAUCCACAGCCCUCAUGGUCGACGGCGAACUUUACGCCGGAACAGUCAGUAACUUCCAGGGCAACGAGCCAACCAUCUCCCGGAGCCAGGGGUCCCGUUUGGCCCUCAAGACCGAGAACUCCCUCAAUUGGCUACAAGACCCGGCCUUCGUGGGCUCGGCCUACAUCCCCGAGAGCCUGGGCCCCGCCCAGGGCGACGACGACAAGGUCUACUUCUUCUUCAGCGAGACGGGCAAGGAGUUCGACUUCUUCGAGAACACCAUCGUGGCCCGCGUCGCUCGGGUCUGCAAGGGUGACCUGGGCGGCGAGCGUGUGCUGCAGCGGCGCUGGACGUCCUUCCUGAAGGCCCAGCUGCUCUGCUCGCGGCCGGACGACGGCUUCCCCUUCAACGUGCUGCAGGACGUCUUUGUGCUCAGCCCCGGGCCGCAGGACUGGCGUCACACCCUCUUCUACGGCGUCUUCACCAGCCAGUGGUGACGGGGGGGCUCGGCCGUGUGCGUGUUCGGCAUGCAGGACGUGCAGCGCGCCUUCAGCGGCCUGUACAAGGAGGUGAACCGAGAGACCCAGCAGUGGUACACCGUGGUCAACCCCGUCCCGACCCCCCGGCCUGGAGCCUGCAUCACGGACAGCGCCCGGGACAAGAAAAUCAACUCUUCGCUGCAGCUGCCCGACCGGGUCCUUCACUUCCUCAAGGAUCACUUCCUCAUGGACGCGCCGGUGCGCAGCACCCCGCUCCUGCUGCAGGGCCGGGCCCGCUACCAGCGCCUCGCCGUCCACCGGCUCCGUGGCCCGCGCCACGCCUACGACGUCAUCUUCCUGGGCACCGAUGACGGUCGGCUGCACAAGGCCGUGAGCGUGCGGCAGAAGGCGCACAUCAUCGAGGAGAUUCGGCUCUUCCCCGCCGGGCACCCGGUGCAGAGCCUGCUUCUGGACCCCCACAGGGGCCUGCUGUACGCCGCCUCGUACUCGGCCGUAGCCCAGGUGCCCCUGGCCAACUGCAGCCUGUACCGGAGCUGCGGCCAGUGCGUCCUGUCCCGGGACCCUUACUGCGCCUGGACCGGCUCCGGCUGCCAGGACGUCACCACCUUCCGGCCCGACCAGGACCACCGGCCCUGGAUCCAGGACAUCGAAGGCGCGGACACCAAACGCCUCUGCGGAAGCUCCACCCCCAGCCCCAGGGCCUACGCCCCGGCCGGUGAGGCCCCGUGCCAGCAGAUCCUGCUCCGGCCCAACACGGUCAACACCCUGCCCUGCCCGCUGCUCUCCAACCUGGCCUCCCGGCACUGGCUCCGCAACGGGGCCCCUGUCAACGCCUCGGCCUCCUCCCGCGUGCUGCCCAGCGGAGACCUGCUCCUGGUGGGCGGCCUCGAGGGGCGGGGUACCUUCGAGUGCUGGUCCCUGGAGGAGGGCUUCCGACAGCUGGCGGCCAGCUACUGCGUGGGGGCGGAGGGGCCCGGGGAGAGGGAGGAAGAGGAGGAAGCCGAGGAAGAGAAGGAGACCUUGGCGGCGGCGGCGGCGGCGGCGGUGGAGGUGGCGGCCGUCAUCCCGGACGUGAUCAGCACCUCGCGGGUCAGCUCACCGGUCGGCGGCCAGGCGGGCCGGCUCCCCGACAAGACGUACUGGAACGAGUUCCUGGUGAUGUGCGUGCUCUUCGUCUCGGCCAUCAUGCUCCUGUCCCUCUUCUUGCUCUACCGGCACCGUGACGGCAUGAAGGUCUUCCUCAAGCAGGGCGAGUGUGCCAGCGUGCACCCCCGGCCCCGGCCCCCGCUCCCGCCCGAGGCCCGGCCCCUCAACGGCGGGGGCCCACCCAGCUCCCCACCCGGCGACCUCCGGGGCUACCAGGCCCUGGCCGACAGCGCCCCGCCGCCCCGGGCCUUCGCCGCGUCUGAGAAGCGGCCCCUCGGCGUCCAGGACAGCUUCGUGGAGGUGUCGCCCGCCUGCCCGCGGCCCCGGGUGCGGCUGGGCUCGGAGAUCCGGGACUCGGUGGUCUGAGCGCCGCCCCCGCCCGGAGCCGGGUUCCCACGACGGCGAAGGCCGCCCGCCCCCGUCAGAGGCCGGACCGAGGCCCGCCCCGCGGCCCCAGAAGGCAGGACGGGCCCCCGCCCGGAGGAGCCGCCGCCCACAGACAGCUGUGACCGGGGGAUCCCCCUCAUCCGGCCAAGCGUCGGCACUGCAAAGACAGGGGUCCCUCAAACGGAGCCUGGGCCCUCUCCAGCCUCUUUCUAAAAAACUGAUUUGAGAAUGUGAAUCGAGAUAGGAGCUCCUCCGCCCCCAGCCCCUCAUUCUCCAGGGGCAGACCAAGGGGCCAGACCAGCGUGGCAGGGAGGUGGGGACGACAACACGUCGGGGCCCCCUGCGACCCCCCCGGUCUGAGGGCAAAAGAGCCCCCCGGCCUGGAAGCCCCACCGGAGGGGACGGGCCAGGGCCUGGGCCCACCCCCACCUUCUCCGGUCUCUCCUUCCUUCCCCUGCUGCCUCCUGAGACGGCGGGUCCUGUGCCCCCAGUCCCCGGGGACCCUCAAAACCGAGCAAGUGACUGAUAGCAUCUGACUGCCUGGAUGGAACUCUUUUGGGUUCUCCACAUCCACUAACUCUCCAAGGCUCCCCCCGCCCCCCCCCGCCCCGGACAACCCCC
Molecule: messenger RNA, 3234 nt
Organism: Tachyglossus aculeatus (Australian echidna)
Lineage: Eukaryota; Metazoa; Chordata; Mammalia; Monotremata; Tachyglossidae
Gene: SEMA4B
Product: semaphorin 4B
Exons: 14
Biological process (GO): semaphorin-plexin signaling pathway; axon guidance; positive regulation of cell migration
Molecular function (GO): semaphorin receptor binding; chemorepellent activity
Source: RefSeq, a predicted model, not a curated record